Brassica napus (rape) is the source of this 455-nucleotide messenger RNA. Its product is annotated as 60S ribosomal protein L29-1. The transcript has 3 exons. The record is from RefSeq and is a predicted model, not a curated record. Bases 132 to 317 code for a protein of 61 amino acids. Lineage: Eukaryota; Viridiplantae; Streptophyta; Magnoliopsida; Brassicales; Brassicaceae. Gene Ontology annotation, biological process: cytoplasmic translation. Gene Ontology annotation, molecular function: structural constituent of ribosome. Gene Ontology annotation, cellular component: ribosome; cytosolic large ribosomal subunit.
ACUUUAGUCAUUUAAAACAUUACUAUAAAUUCAACAAUGGAUUAGGGUUUUUUGUUUCAGUGGCCGUAUUAGUAUCGUGGAAAGCAAAGCUUAGCCGAUCAGAUCUCUCCUGUUAUCUUCCUUACACAGAAAUGGCCAAGUCGAAGAAUCAUACCGCGCAUAACCAGUCGGCUAAGGCCCACAAGAACGGAAUCAAGAAGCCCAGGAGGCACCGUCACACUCCCACCAGAGGGAUGGACCCAAAGUUCUUGAGGAACCAGAGGUACGCAAGGAAGCACAACGUCAAGAGCGGCGAGAAUGCCACCACUGAAGAUUAAGCUUUUGUAUUCUCCCACCUCUUUUAGUAGACUAAGAGAACCAGUUUACUUUUUAUCUUUUCGUUUGAUUAUGUUUCCGCAAAUGGUUUGUGCACUCUUUCAAUCCAGGCCUUUAAUUUAAUAUCAGAGAUUUUAUAA